AUGCCUCGAUUCUCCAGAUUGGGCUGGCGUGCGCUUGUUGCACUGGCGUUGCUUGCAAGCAGCGUCUCUGCACAGACCGUCAUCGAGACCCAGGGGUCUGAAGUGGACUGGCAGUUUGCCUUUAUUGUCAGCGCUUGCCUCGCCGGCUUCCUCUUCAUCAUCGUCGUCGUGCAGUUUAUCUACAUCCGCAUCUCCAUAAGGAAACACAAAGAGCUCCGCACCAGCGCCACUGACACGCGCGUGGAGGAGGUUGAUUUGAACAUGCCUGACGCGUACAUGGACGUGCAAGGUGUCAGCCGAAGCCACAACAGCACCGCACACAGCGCUGGAGCAAAGUCACCAGUGGAAACACGGGUAGACGACGAUGAAGACGACGACAACGAUGUUUAAACCCCACAUAUCUGUUUUGCAGACCCUGCACGCACGCCCACACCAUGGUCAAUAAUUGUCCUGUCGUUCGCUCUCUCUCGCUCUCUCUCUGUGUGUCUUGCGCACACACGUAUGCAUCGUUUCUACACAGAUGUCACUUGUGUGUUUCUGUGCGUUUCGAAACGACCUUCUCUCUUCUCCUUUCUCUCUUCUCUUCUCCCUUCUCUCUUCUUCUCUUUUUUUUUUCCUUCUUCCCCAUCUCCGAUUGACCCCCCUCCUGUUGCCUUCACUCACAUCCAUCUGAACACCCUCCUUCCGGGGUGUCUUUGACCCAGCGUCGUCUGCCUGCGUGUGCAUUUAUUUGAACUCUGUCGCCGUUCUUCCACUCGCGCUUCGUCCAAGCACAUCAACGCACACCCUUCCCCCUUCUUUUCUUCUGAUGCGUUGCGGUGGGAGGGUGGGGACGUUACACCCACCCCCCUUUUCUGUGUGGUAGUCUCUCUGUCUUGUGCACCACCAAGUGUGAAGUACACACAUGCAUGUGUAGUCCUGCCGUAGUCACGUGUUUUUUUUUUCCGUGUCCCCGUGUGGAUUUUUGGGAGAGAAAAGACAACCAUCACUGGUCAUGAGCACCUCAUCGUGAUCUUGUCUGCCGGUCUUACUGUCCUGCUCUCGCUCUUUCCUUGGUCAUUCCGUCACCAGUAGUUGCUUCCUACCUCAUUGUCGCUUGCAUGCAGGCACCUCCCUUCUGUGUAUUCCUUGCCUUUGCGUUGCCCCCGCCCCUCCUUCCAUAUUGCCAGUUAUUACGUCACGUGCCAUGGUGGUGCACUCAAGCUUAUUGCCCUUUUUCUUCUUUCUUUCUUGCCUGCCUGAUGUCUUUGACACACCCACAUGCACGCCCACUCACAUCAUCUCUGCGCUUUCUUGUGUUGCUGCUUCACCCAUAUAAUUGCUUGCGGGUAUGCCUUGUUUGUUGAUUGUUUUGUUUGUACUGUGAUUGGUGUGCGUGUGGAUGCAACAUGGCAUCAGCCACACCAGCCAUAUCAAGUAAUGAACGAACAGCCAGC
Molecule: messenger RNA, 1436 nt
Organism: Salpingoeca rosetta
Lineage: Eukaryota; Choanoflagellata; Craspedida; Salpingoecidae
Exons: 3
Coding region: 1-390 (129 amino acids)
Source: RefSeq, a predicted model, not a curated record